CGUCAGAGAGGCGACCACACUGCUCCUUCCUAGUCGUGUGCCAGGCUGCGUAUUGAGCUUGCGUCGCAACUCGAAGCAGCACGAUAUCGGUUUCUUUCUUCUGGACGUCGACGUGCUGCACGUGAAAAACCAGAUCGAUUUUUCGCCCUUCUACCAGCAGCAGCGGCAGGGAAUUGAUAUUGCUUCCUCGGGCCACAAUUUCGGAAGAAGUACAACGCCCAGCCACGGGAAAAGAGAUUCCGAUGCUGGAAGUACUGGAGAAAGUUCCAAAAAGCCUUUGACGGAUUUCGACGUCGCAAUCGGAGUGUACACUCGCGACAUAACGGUUCCGUACGAGCCCGACAGCUAUGGCCGUUUUGAAUCGGAUUUGGGUCUUGAACGAGCCGAAGACCAUGGCCCCCCAAGCAAGGCCGGUACUAGUCCAAGCGCACACUUCUACCACUCCGAGAAGAGACUCUUUGAGUUUCAUCCAAUGCUGGGGCCGAAGCGACCCGAUGGCCCGAGCGACGACGAUUGUCCGUGGCACACGAAUCCAGUUUUCGAUGACCAGGGCUACUUUCAGGAAGUCGUUGACGGCGAAUAUGUGGACUUGCGUUCCCUCACCGGCGGGGAGAAAUCAUAGGGGGCUCCUGAAAGGGAAAUCUUUCAGCAACCGCGCAGUACGGCGAUCGUGCCACGAGAAGUUUGUUUGCUGCGUCUCAACGGCGGCUACGCUUUUGUGAAAGCUACCGAUGCGGGCUUUUUUUACCUGCGGGCCGUGGCAGAGCUGAGCGCCUACUUUGUGGAGGUGUCCGACGGAAGCGCGCGUGACAUUGCGAAAUCGACGCCCCCGUCCUCUGCGCGGGACCAGACCGAGUCGGAUGCGAGGAGCAAGAAAGGCAAAGGUGUUGAAAACUCGACACCACAAACUACUGGGAAGGAUGAUUCUUCGAUGGACUUGACGGCCCGGGUGGCCCGGCUGGAAGAGCGAGUCGCUGCGCUGACGCGGGAAAAUGUAGCGUUGCGACAGGGUUCUUUACUCACUGACUCCACGACCAUGAAAAGCGACCAACAGGGAGAAGCAAGCAACGUUGCUCUUGGGCGAGCGUCAGCAGGAGAAGUCGGCGACAAAUUGAGACGCUGGAUUGAGUAUGCCAAACAGCGCUUUCCCCUCUUAAGUAAAUUGUUCCGCGAGUUGGUCCUGGACCCCAAAUACGGCCGAUUGCUGAACAAAACUUUUCGCGGUCCUGACCAAGCUGCCUUUGUGCAGCUGGCUCUGCCGCCCACGACCUGCAAUCCGACGACGUUUUCUGAUGCUGGCGGUUUCGCACAAAACGACCGCAUGGGAUCAUCCGGAACAAGUAAGCGAGGGAGGGUACUGCUCUCUCGACUAGUUUCCACGCUCGGUGUGGAGCAACAUUGGGAUCGCAUGGCAUCUCAUCUCCUCCCGAAAGCGUCGCGUUCAUUGACACGGAAUAUUGCGGGCUUUCAUCGUGGGAAAGCGAUCGUCUCCCCUUUCAAGCAGGCGAGCAGUCUUCCGCCUCUCCACACGUCGCUCCGAAAUUGCGCACAAAACUCGUGCCGCUCCGUCAGGUGCUGCACUCAGACUCGCUAAAUUUUUGCGGGAAAAGAACAACAAGCAAAUAGCUGUACUAUACCUGUUGCUCUAUCGACCGGUACUCGUUUGGUCUCUACCGCAGCAAUCAAAGAAGCAACUACUUCUCCUGCUAGGAGGUUGUAUUUAGAACACAGAUGGUGCGGUGGAACAGAAUGAACCACUCGUUUAUACUACAACGAGAACAUCAGUAAGAACAUCAUGAAUGCACAAUUUAUUCAGGACAGUCGCUUGUUGCUCAACAUUUUUGCGCUUUGCAACUUUUGAUUUGAAGAUGCCAACUACACCAACAUGUGGAAGCUUUCACAUUUUUGCCGGUGAUGAUGAAUACUUGAUGAAGUACUGCGCUGACAAUGACAAAAAAUGACUUGAAGAUGUGGAGGACCAGUGGACAAUUAUCUAUUAACAUUGACGAGUCGAUUUGCUGAAAACGCAAAUCAGCUGGACCUACAGUUUUGCGCACUAAGUAUUUUUGCUCUUUUUUCGUUUGGGUCCAUUCUUGGACCCUUCCCACGGCGGUAUGAGGUCUAUUGAUUUCAGAUGUUAACACCCCCCCUGGAGGGGGGGUGCUUCCUCAUCCAGUUUUUCUUGCAGAAAAAGCUUGCUCUUUUCUUGUAUAAAGUGUUGCCUUUUCAAAGAUCGAAACAGCGCCGGCACCUUCGCCAUACCACCGGCGGAUUUAGCGUUUAGGGACACAUCAACAAGAGAACUGGAAGACCAUCGGACCAGCUAGCUGAAGAGCUGGGCUUUGAUGUAGCGACUUUAAAUGGCGAUGAUUUGAGAAAUAGCGGCUCGCUUUUUUUCAAAACAUCGCUGAAUUUAAUUCCUGAGCGGGUUAUAAAGAGUAUCGUACUCGUAUAAAUGCAUUACAAAUUUGCUCAGCAUCAGAAAUAAAAUUAAAAUUUGUAAUGCGGAUUUGGCUUCAGAAAAAAAUUUGUAAUGCAUGACUGCAAUUACUACGAGUACGAUACUUUUGCACAGGAUAUUUGGCGCCACUUCAACGCCCCGAGCACCAUCGACUACUUCUCGUUGGACGUGUAUGCAAGAAAAAAACUGUGUAAGUGUAACUUUGUCUUGCAGAUGUUGCAACACAGUUACACUUGUCAUGCCGGAUAUGCAUCAGAGGCUAUUUUAGUACGUGUUUUAGCAUACUAGCUACGCAUGACAAGUUUUCUGUCAUGGAAAACAGAUCUGUGAUGCUGUUCCUGGAAAAAAGUUACACUUACACAGUUUUUUUCUUCGAUAACGUGGAGGGAGCGGAGAGUUUGGUGAUGGAGAAUUUUCCGUGGGACAAACUCCGUUUUCGGGUUUUGACCGUGGAUUGCGCACAAAACUCGUGCCGCUCCGUCAGGUGCUGCACUCAGACUCGC
Amoebophrya sp. A120 is the source of this 2964-nucleotide messenger RNA. The record is from the annotation of a GenBank genome assembly. NCBI's taxonomy places the organism in Eukaryota, Dinophyceae, Syndiniales, Amoebophryaceae.